CAAUUAUAUUGAAAUUAGUCAAGAUCAAACUACUGUGAAUGAAGAAUUACACGAAGAAUUGUAUGAAAAAAACGUAUAUGAAGAAGAUUUGGUUGAGUAUGAAAAUGACUGGAAUGUAGGAUCUGGUAAUCAUAGCAGCAUAGGUCUUAGUCGUGAAUCUGAGGUUGAAAAUGAAAAUAGUGAUCUCAAAUAA
Dentiscutata erythropus is the source of this 193-nucleotide messenger RNA. The record is from the annotation of a GenBank genome assembly. NCBI's taxonomy places the organism in Eukaryota, Fungi, Glomeromycota, Glomeromycetes, Diversisporales, Gigasporaceae.